GCAUUAUUCUUUUCGAGAUCCCUGACAGUUUUGGUCGGAAGAGUUUGGAUUUCCAAUCCGGAUUCUUCUCCCCUCAUUUCCUCCUCUUCCUUUCUCUCAACUUCUUUUUCUUCUUUGUUGUUUUCCUGGCCAAUGGAUUGAUAUUUGGAUUACUCUGCUCUUUUUCUUUCUUCUUUUUCUAAAACUGCUAUGGUAAUCCAUGUUCGUAUUUUGUUUUUUUUUUUUUUAAUGUAACACCAAGUCAAAAUUCGAACUAGUUUUCCGGAAAAGAAACUUUCGAUUUUCGCGCACAAAAACCAGAAGAGUCUGGAGUCUGGAAUCUGGAUCAGAGACUGCUAGCGAUUUUUUCAUAUUUUGCUGAGAUAAUCGAGAAGCCAAACCGCAAAAGCAGUCUUCAUUAUAAGAUUUUGUUUUCCAGUAACUCCUCAUUGUAUGUCUCUUUUCAACGACAUGGCACUCUGUUUUGUUUCAAUACUCUCUGCUUUCUAGCCUUGCUUGCUUUUCUGUUUGGCUAUAAAGCUUUUGGUUCCUGAGAAUAAGGUCUGUCGCGAGGGAGAUGGCUAAAAUUUUGAGUGUUUUCUCGUUGAGGAACUUGUUUUUUAUGUCAGUCGCUUUGAAUUUGAGCUUGAUUUUGAGAUUCAUGAAUGAAGAUGGAGAAAGGGGGCUUACUGUUCUGUCAUGGCACAAACAAGAAUUUGGAACAGAUUUAGACGGGGAAAACAGAAAGAGAAGGCGGCCUCUGUUUUCUUCAGAUAACAGUACCGGCGUGGGAGAUGACGAUGAUAAUGGCCGAGUCGUCAACCUUGACCAUGGGGAUCCAACAAUGUAUGAGAAAUAUUGGCAAGAAAUGGGUGAGAAAACCACCAUUGUGAUUCCUGGAUGGCAAUCCUUGAGCUAUUUUUCUGAUAUCAGUAACCUUUGCUGGUUUCUGGAGCCGGAAUUUGGCAGAGAGAUUGUCAGAUUGCACAAUGUGGUGGGCAAUGCGAUCACUGAUGCACGCUACAUUGUGGUCGGGACAGGUUCAACGCAGCUCUAUCAGGCUGCACUCUAUGCUCUUUCUCCGCCCGAUGCACCUCAACCAAUAAGCGUUGUCUCUGCAGUCCCAUACUAUAGUUCAUAUCCAUUGAUCACUGACUGCCUGAAGUCUGGGCUCUAUAAAUGGGCGGGAGAUGCGGGUAGUUUCAAUAUAGAAGGUCCAUAUAUAGAACUUGUGACAUCCCCCAACAACCCAGAUGGUUUUGUUAGGAAUUCUGUGGUAAACCGUAGUGAGGGGAUAUUGAUUCACGAUCUCGCGUACUACUGGCCACAAUAUACUCCUAUAGUCUCCCCAGCAGACCACGACCUAAUGCUGUUCACUGUUUCCAAGAGCACCGGCCAUGCUGGGAUGCGAAUUGGAUGGGCCCUUAUUAAAGAUCGAGAAGUUGCAAAAAAGAUGACCAAGUUCAUAGAGAUCAACACCAUAGGUGUAUCCAAGGAUUCACAACUUCGAGCAGCAAAGGUAUUGAAAACUGUUUCUGACAGCUGCAGCGAACAUUCUGACAGAAACGGCAAGUCUUUUUUCACAUACAGCUACAAUGAAAUGUCUUCAAGGUGGAAGCAAUUGAGAGAAGCAGUGAAGCAAAGUGGGCAUUUCAGUUUGCCAGACUUUCCCUCCGAAUUUUGCAAGUUUCUUGGCUAUAAAUUUGAGCCUCAACCUGCUUUUGCAUGGUUAAAAUGCGAAGGGGAGAUAACAGAUUGUGAGAGCUUUCUAAGGAGCAAGAAAAUCCUGACAAGAAGUGGGAAACACUUUGGGUUUAGCCCAAAAUACGUGAGGAUAAGCAUGUUAGACCGGGAAGAAAAUUACAAUAUUUUUGUAAAAAGAAUGUCGGUGAUAAAGAUGAAAAUUGAUGAGACUUGCAUGUAAAUCGUGUGACAAAACAGUGGAUAAACUUAAGUCUAACACAGCUGUAGGAGCAACCAAGGUGUUCUUGCACACAUAGAAAGAACAUCUUGAGUGAGCUCUGUAUUUUGUUUAAUCAUCAGUAGUGAAUCAAAAUAUAAAAAGAGUUAUCAACUAUGGCUUAUCACGACUUUUAUGGCCGUUCCUUAUCAUGUAUAUAAUAUGGCCAGUCAAUAUUCAUAUUUACUAGCGUAAGAUGGUUUUAAAGUAUUAAUGGCCAGAAAGAUAAUAUUAAUUCAAUUUCA
Carica papaya (papaya) is the source of this 2184-nucleotide messenger RNA. It is a transcript of the gene TAR2, whose product is annotated as tryptophan aminotransferase related 2. The record is from RefSeq and is a predicted model, not a curated record. Gene Ontology annotation, biological process: amino acid metabolic process. Gene Ontology annotation, molecular function: transaminase activity; carbon-sulfur lyase activity. NCBI's taxonomy places the organism in Eukaryota, Viridiplantae, Streptophyta, Magnoliopsida, Brassicales, Caricaceae.